This is a messenger RNA of Trichoplusia ni (cabbage looper), 5877 nucleotides long. RefSeq lists its product as uncharacterized. The record is from RefSeq and is a predicted model, not a curated record. The transcript has 5 exons. Gene Ontology annotation, molecular function: protein tyrosine phosphatase activity. Gene Ontology annotation, biological process: protein dephosphorylation. The coding region runs from base 1 to 5481 and encodes 1826 amino acids. Lineage: Eukaryota; Metazoa; Arthropoda; Insecta; Lepidoptera; Noctuidae.
AUGACGUCACUUGUGCAGAUAGUCCGCGGCCCGAGCCCGCGGCUGGUGCUGGCGCGGCGCGUGCCCCCGCCCCGCGCGGCCUCCGCCCCGCGCCGCGCGCGCCUCGCGCUCACCACCGCCCCCGCCGACGACCCGCCCGCGCCCCUCGCGCCCCCCGCGCCCCCGCCGCAGAUCGUCAUCGUCAACAACCCCGGCCCCGCCGAGCCCCCGCCCGCCCCCACGCUCCCCAAGCUCGCGCUCCCCGACCAGUGGCUCAACAAGCGUCUCGACUACAAGUACUCCAACAUCCCGCGCCCCCUCGCACAGUUCUCCAAUACAGACUUGGGCGCGGAUCUGACGCAAGAAUCUCGCGCGAAGAAGUUCAGCGCUACGCGGUCACCGUCCUUGGAGAAAGACGACAAGUCCCCGUUCCUGUUGAGCGCCAGCGCCAAGUCUGAUAAGGAGGUGUUCGGGUUCGAUACCGAGGCGGUGGAGAAGCUGAGCGACAACAUGAGUGAGAGGACUCCGCAGGAGGGGGAGGAGGCCUCGCCCAGCAACCUGAGGAGGUUCCGCUCCGUCAGCACCAGGCUCAACAUGUGCAGCGUCAACGAGAGCCCGCACAUCGAGGGCCAGCAGGAGAGGCUCGAGAUGCAGAACUCCCCGAGAGUCUUAGAAUGCAGUUCAGCGAAGGAAAAAUCCUCGGUCCCUAAAUUCGACUUUUCUCCGAAACUCUUAGCGGAGACCAUGGCGUCGCCGCGAUUCUUCACGCCCCCCGAGACUGUCUCCCCUAUGUUCUUCGCCGAACCUUCACCUAAGUCCGUGUACUACGACACAGUGCGCUCACCCAAGUUCUUUCCCGAGACUCCUCGGGACGCUGCGGAAGUACCGCAGUCGCCGCGAGCGCUCGGAGACCAUCUCAACAGGAAUGGCAUCUCAGAGAAGCCAUGCUCCCCGAGAGUGCUGAACCGACCGAGUCCUAAAGUCCACAGCUAUAACAAAGAAAACUAUUUCACAUUCGAACAGUCCUGUUUAGAGGAAGACAGAGAAACUCCGCGACCAAAGAAAUACGGAGGAAGGAACUCGAUAGAGAGGGAGAGAUUCACCCCUCCAGCAGACAAAGAGGUCCGGAGGUACAGGAGACACAACAGCUGUGACACCAACUACAAGACUAUAGAACUAAACAUCAGCAAGUGUGAGGAUAAUAAAGAAAUAGAAACGAAAAAAGGUGAAGACGUCAUCGACUGCUGCAUCAAAAUGGAUACACUGGAAAUCGAACCCAAAGUCCCUGAGGAACCGAACGAACACCCGAGUCCCUCGAACACAGCGCAAGCGAGGAGACAACGACUCAAGUCCAUAUCAUUAGACUCUGAUAACGCAAAGAUCAUCGAACAAAACCUGGGACUGCCGAUAGCGAAACAACUCAAAGAUCAGAUGAACGAAGCGUACAAGAACCAGGACACGAGCACCUCCUGCGAGAGCAUGGACAGGUAUCAGAAGACGCCCACCAACGAGAGACCCAUGUUCAAAUUCGAGGAGGAAAAGGAUAAACAACCACCCGAGGAAGAACCCAAAUCCCCGGACAUCAAGCAAAAGAAGUGUCUCCGUCAAAGUUCUGACACUCAGUCCUUUUUGGACAUGCCCCGGUUUUCCCCUAAGGAGUUCGAAAUCACCGUUACCACCGAGGAAGGGGCGACCACCCCCGCCGAGACACAAACCAAGAAAAAAGGCAAGAACCUCAGAAACCUCCGGAUAGAUCUAACGAAACGAGACAGUGAACUAGAAAAGGAACUUCUAGAAUUCGAAAAGUUAUACACAGAUGCUGAAGAGAAGAAAGUCAAAACUCCGACUUUAAAAGUCAAAGCCACAUCGUUAGACUCUUCUGAAACUGUCAACCUCUCUUUGCCGCAGAAGAAAACUCUGGAAGUGCCUCAGAACUCCGUGUCGAUGCCAAACACUCCGAAAAGACAGUUGAAACGAAUUCUCGCGCAAAAAAAUAGUAAACACGAUUUUGCUGGAGCCAAACUAGGAUACAACUCUAUACAGUCGAAUGCUGAACAACGACGCUUAUACAUGAAGGGGCAAGACAGUGGGAUAUACCUGAGAGAAAACCACGCCACCCUCAUGCUAUACCAGCCGGGUACGUCCCGCAUGGGGUCCAGAACCAUGGGGUCAUUCGAUGAAAACAUGGCCGAUUUCGAAAACACACCCGAAAUUAAUAUAAGCGGCGCUGAUAAUAGAAGUUACCACGUCGACACCAGUCAAACGUUAGGCUCGAACCUACUCAACUAUAAGCAAAACUUAAGUGUCUCAAGUACGAAUUUGAAGACGUUACCUGAAGGUGUACCGUCGGAUGAUUUUGAACCGAGCGCGGAAGAUGAGAAAAUGUCGAAGAAAUUGCAUAGGAGGAACUCCAACCAGAGCCUAAUGCUCAGUACACACAGCCUGCAGAGUUCUAACUGCUCCUUAAACAGCUCAGGGGCCUCCUGCCAUAACCUAACUACAGUUAGGACAAGCGUGUCAAAUUUCAGUUUAAAUUCAGAUAGUAGGAAGAAGCUGUCUUUAGAACGACGAGAUUCCAACACAUCUCUUAUUAAUACGGAACACUUGACACCGACAACUCGCGUCAUUUGCUCUUCAAAUACCAACGUAUCGGGAGAGGUCACCAAGAACUGCCUCCUCCAGCGACGAGGAUCCAACAACAGUCUCACUCUUAACAUACUCUCGACAAACAACCUGAGCAGGCACUCAAGUAAUACAUCGUUAAAUAAAGAAGCUAAACCAGGACAGAAGAAAGGGCUACUAGAACGCAGAAGUUCAAAUACGUCGUUAACUCUUAACAUUAACACGUCAAACCCACAGUUGUCAGUUAACAGGGGUCUGUCCGUCUCCAACUAUAACCUAAACGGUUCAACUUGUAAUCUGAGCAGGUAUAACAGUAAUCAUAGUAUUGAUAAUCCCACUACGGAACCACGGAAGGGAAUUCUCGAACGAAGGAGUUCGAAUACAUCUCUUACUCUCAACAUCCAGCCGCAGGAGCCCAGGGACUUGGAAAUCGAUGAAACGUUAAUAGAUCCGAACUUAAAAGACUUACCGCACCGAGAUAAACACCGGAAGUCGCUCAGUACUGAGAACUUGAUUCCAAAGUCUUAUAAAAACCGAACGAGGUUACGGUCGACGGACAAAGGUGUCGGCUUUGGAUCCCACGACAACUUGUGGUCAUCAUCUUACACUACGGAGCAAGAAUACACUCAGAACCUGACUUAUGUGUGCGGCGAUCAGGAAAACGAGAUUAUUUACGCGUUCGGGAGGCAAGACGACCCCAACUUUCAGCAAGGGUUCGUCAGGAAUAUCACAACUAAACCACUUAGUCCGCAAAGUACGUCUGAAGAUUUUAGAUUGUAUUUAGCGAACAUGCAACAUCUUCAGAACGCGUCAAGCGUGCUCACCAGACAACAGCUGCGAGAUUUGAACGACGUUUUCCAAAAUGGCUACUCGAAAGUCAAGUGCCAUAGUCUCGGUGAGGGUCAGAACUGUUGCUGUGCCAGUCGUCUGGAAGACUUCUCGAAAGAAAACCCUCAGAUGAUGAUCCCCGACCCGGUUCCCUCGCAGCGCUGCUCUGAGUACCAGAAGAUGUUGCUCCGGAACCUGCACCAGGAGUUCUGGGAUAUGCCCACGAACUUCCAGGAGAAGCCGAUAGUGUCCGGCUCUCAUCCCAAGAACAGAUACAAGACUAUUCUGCCGAACGAACACUCGAGGUUCAUUCUGAACGCGCCCGGCUCUGCGGAGGGAUAUAUUAAUGCCAAUUUUAUUAAGGGGCACGAAUACACGCGCAACACGUACAUCGCGACGCAGGGCCCGCUGCAGAACACCAUCCACGACUUCUGGCUGAUGGUGCACCAGAACACGCUGCACCACUCCCAGCCCCACGCGCCAGCCAUCCAGAAGAUAGUCAUGCUCACCAACUUCAUAGAAAACAACAGGCAGAAGUGCGAGAAGUACUUCCCACAGGAGCUCGGUGAAGAAAUGCUCAUCAAUAACCCAGAAAACCCAGAUGAAGAUGAUGUAUUCACCAUCAAGAACUGUGGGAUGAUCAAGAAAGCAGGCUACACUAUCAGAAAACUAGACGUGGAUUACAAACUAAGUGACAGUGAUUGUGAAGUGACAGCUUAUCAUUAUUGGUUCCAUAAUUGGGCCGAUCACAAGUGCCCUAAGGAUGUGAACGCCCUACUGAACCUAAGUUUGGACGUUUUGAAAGACAGUGUCUAUGAUUUUAGUGAUCCUAGUGAGUUAGCCGAGGACCUGUGUAAGUGUGAGACUCCGAAGCAGGACUCCAAGUUUGUGUUUCCUCCGUUAGAACAACCGACCCCAUGUGAAGUGACAGUUAGUGUGUCUACUCCUUUGGAUUUUACUGUAGAAUCGCUAAGUCCUCCGACUAUAGUCCAUUGCUCAGCUGGUAUUGGUCGCACGGGGUGUCUGCUGGCCAUUCUGAAUGGUAUAAAACAGUUGACUAUAGAGCAUAAGGUGGACGUCCUAGGUAUAGUUUGUAAUAUGAGGUUGAACCGAGGCGGGAUGGUGCAGAACUCGGAGCAAUAUGAACUGAUACACAAAGUGCUCUGUCUGUACGAGCAGGCCUGUCUGCCCUUAUAUUUGAAUUUUGGACAUAUGUUUGGGCACGAAUACACGCGCAACACGUACAUCGCGACGCAGGGCCCGCUGCAGAACACCAUCCACGACUUCUGGCUGAUGGUGCACCAGAACACGCUGCACCACUCCCAGCCCCACGCGCCAGCCAUCCAGAAGAUAGUCAUGCUCACCAACUUCAUAGAAAACAACAGGCAGAAGUGCGAGAAGUACUUCCCACAGGAGCUCGGUGAAGAAAUGCUCAUCAAUAACCCAGAAAACCCAGAUGAAGAUGAUGUAUUCACCAUCAAGAACUGUGGGAUGAUCAAGAAAGCAGGCUACACUAUCAGAAAACUAGACGUGGAUUACAAACUAAGUGACAGUGAUUGUGAAGUGACAGCUUAUCAUUAUUGGUUCCAUAAUUGGGCCGAUCACAAGUGCCCUAAGGAUGUGAACGCCCUACUGAACCUAAGUUUGGACGUUUUGAAAGACAGUGUCUAUGAUUUUAGUGAUCCUAGUGAGUUAGCCGAGGACCUGUGUAAGUGUGAGACUCCGAAGCAGGACUCCAAGUUUGUGUUUCCUCCGUUAGAACAACCGACCCCAUGUGAAGUGACAGUUAGUGUGUCUACUCCUUUGGAUUUUACUGUAGAAUCGCUAAGUCCUCCGACUAUAGUCCAUUGCUCAGCUGGUAUUGGUCGCACGGGGUGUCUGCUGGCCAUUCUGAAUGGUAUAAAACAGUUGACUAUAGAGCAUAAGGUGGACGUCCUAGGUAUAGUUUGUAAUAUGAGGUUGAACCGAGGCGGGAUGGUGCAGAACUCGGAGCAAUAUGAACUGAUACACAAAGUGCUCUGUCUGUACGAGCAGGCCUGUCUGCCCUUAUAGCCCGCAGGGGGCGCCGCGAUGUGUGGAGUGAGCAGGUUUACAAUAGCCUACUAAUGUGAUAAACGCGAAAGUUUGAAUUUUGGACAUAUGUUUGUUACUCUUUGACGUAAAAACCACUGAACUGAUUUGGAUGAAAUUCGGUGUAGAGAUAGUUUAUUUUUUCUGCUUCAGUUAAGAUUCUAUUUCUGAUACGGAUGCGGAUUUAUCGUAAAUAAUAACGGAUCAUACCUUAAUUUCAAAACAUAAUCGGAUAACAAACAUUUUUUGGAAGCCUUUUUUGAAAAGAAUAUUAAAAGUAAUAAACUGCCGAACAGAUUUGGGUGAAAUUUUAAAGUUAAGCUAGUACUAGACAACUUAUUAACAUACUUAUAAAUAGACCCAGACACAGAAAAAAAU